Molecule: messenger RNA, 1497 nt
Organism: Aegilops tauschii subsp. strangulata
Lineage: Eukaryota; Viridiplantae; Streptophyta; Magnoliopsida; Poales; Poaceae
Product: F-box protein At5g07610
Molecular function (GO): protein binding
Source: RefSeq, a predicted model, not a curated record
CAUCACUCACUCCCCACUCCCCCGCUCCGUCGAGUCCCCAGCCCCAAAAGCCCCGCCGCCGCCGCCGCCGCCGCCCCAUCUCCCGUCGAAACCUACCUAUUCCAGCGGCCAUCCCUUCCAAGCUAUGGAGAAUCCGGUGGAGGAGCCGAUGUCCAGGCUCACCCGCGACCUAAUCGCGGAGAUCCUCUCUCGCGUGCCCUAUAAAUCGCUCUGCAUCUGCAAGUGCGUCUGCCCGGCCUGGCGCGACCUCAUCGCCGACCCCGUCUACAGGAAGAAGAUUGUGCACUCCCUGACCGGCUUCUUCUACCGCAUCACCGAAGAAGCCGCGGCCUUCCCCGGCGUCAACUACGCCUACCUUUCCGCCUUCCCGUGGGCGAGCGUCCCCAAGACCCACCCGCGGCUGCCGCUGCCGCCCGACAGCACGGACCGCGUCAUGUCCGUCGAUGAUUCCUGCGAUGGACUGUUUCUUGCCCGCAUUUCUAUUGGGGCUGGCAAUUUUCGCUACAUGGUCUCCAAUCCAGCUACCGAGGACUGGUCACCCCCGGACCACCGGGGCAUACAAUUCCAGGUUGUGACACAAGUGAGGAUUUACUCUUCAAAAACUGGUGCGUGGGUAGCAAUGGAACCCAAAUGGGACAGCCAAGUUAGCCUGUGCUUUGGUCAGCCUAGAGUUUUCCGUAACGGAUGUUUGCACCUGAUAGGGCUAAGCUGCUUUGAUGCAGAUGUGUUCGGGUUGGCAAUAGUUGAUGCACAAGGGCUAAAAUGGAGGAUCGUCCCGCUGCCAGCUAACAGUUUCUCGGGUUUCAUUGGGAAGUCUCAUGGGCACCUAUUUUAUGUCGACUCGGACACAUCUUUGACUACUAUAUCCGUUUACACUCUUAGUGGUGAGAUUUAUAACUGGGGUGUGUGUCAUCAGGAUGACGACUGCAUCUACUGGAAAUUGUACAAGUGUUCAAAUGUAAUUCCAAAUAAGGAGUCUCUCGAAGUCAUUGGAGUACACCCACAUGCCAAUCUCAUCUUCAUAGCUCAUUCGAACAAUCAAGUGUUGGCAUACGAUUUGGAUCGUCAAGAAAGCACAGUUGUAUGUCACCUUGGCCAUACCUACCAUAGAUUUAUGCAAUUUUUCCCAUAUGUGCCGCUCUUGUCCUGCCUACCAUUGGAUGGAGGAAUACGGCUGGUAACUCCCAGUUGAUGAAUGUUCUGCUGAUUGAAAAUGGGAUGCCAUGAGCGAGGUGCUCUGUUGCGUUUUCAAGUGAACUCUUCACAAAGAUUCCAACGGAGAUGAUGUAUUGUUCGUAGAAAAUGCUACCUUUAGUUUCAGUUUGACCUGUGUUGGUUUUCAUUUCUAGUAUUUGUGUCGUUGGAUGUUUCCCUCAUGGAUGUGUUAGUCUGAGUUGUAGUAUACUCUAUGCCUUUUGAUGGGCAACAAGUAUGGCUGUAUGAGACAUUUCCGUGUGUACCUGUUUUGGCUAAGCCAGAAUUAUUUAUGUUCUAGUA